Messenger RNA from Papilio machaon (common yellow swallowtail), 551 nucleotides. RefSeq names its product 40S ribosomal protein S18 (gene RpS18). The transcript has 3 exons. Gene Ontology annotation, cellular component: cytosol; ribosome; small ribosomal subunit. Gene Ontology annotation, molecular function: structural constituent of ribosome; RNA binding. Gene Ontology annotation, biological process: translation. Lineage: Eukaryota; Metazoa; Arthropoda; Insecta; Lepidoptera; Papilionidae. Bases 66 to 524 code for a protein of 152 amino acids. The record is from RefSeq and is a predicted model, not a curated record.
AUUUGUUGUUCUUUCAAGUUGACUUGUGUUCUUUUUCCGACGUUACAUUGUACAAUUUAGUCGCAAUGUCGCUCGUGAUACCGGACAAGUUUCAACAUAUUCUUCGUAUUAUGAAUACGAAUAUUGAUGGCAAACGCAAGGUAAUGUUUGCCAUGACUGCUAUCAAAGGUGUUGGUCGAAGAUACUCCAAUAUUGUCCUAAAGAAAGCCGACAUCGACUUGGAUAAGCGCGCUGGUGAAUGUACAGAAGAAGAGGUUGAGAAGAUUGUCACUAUUAUGUCAAAUCCUAGACAAUACAAGAUUCCAGAUUGGUUCUUGAAUAGACAGAAGGAUAUUGUUGAUGGCAAAUACAGUCAGCUGACUUCUUCAAACUUGGACUCUAAACUCCGUGAUGAUUUAGAAAGGCUUAAGAAAAUCCGUGCCCAUAGGGGUAUGCGUCACUACUGGGGUCUUCGUGUGCGUGGUCAACACACCAAAACAACUGGCAGACGAGGUCGUACUGUUGGUGUAUCUAAGAAGAAGUAAAUAAGUAAUAAACAUCUGCAUUCUCUA